Molecule: messenger RNA, 909 nt
Organism: Durio zibethinus
Lineage: Eukaryota; Viridiplantae; Streptophyta; Magnoliopsida; Malvales; Malvaceae
Product: protein RADIALIS-like 3
Molecular function (GO): DNA-binding transcription factor activity
Source: RefSeq, a predicted model, not a curated record
UUAAUGUGUGAGGAAAAAAAAAAGAGCGAAAAUUUCUUGGAUUAAUAAAAACAGACCAGGAAUUGAGUUUCUUGAUGUUUAAGUGAUUAAGUCUACAGCAGACCCAUGAAAUUAUCUGGAAAGUAAAGUAAAACCACGUAGUUUUUUACAAAGUCCCGCUGUUUUGCAAGUAAAGCAACAGCUAAGUACCUGACACAAGCCCCGGCCCACGAUUUCCAAAACUCUCCUUUCUCUUGCUUUUCUCUCUCCUUCCUCUACUAUAUAAAGAGCAGCCUUGGCAGUCUCUUUUGCGCAUAAAAUCUUCUUAAUUCUAUAUUUCUCUCUCUUUUUUUGUGUUUUCUCUGACUCUUUUGAGUAUUAUCAGUGUAGUUAUUUCUGCAAUGGCCUCAGGUUCGAGCUGGACACCAAAGCAAAACAAAUUGUUUGAGAAUGCUUUAGCUAUCUAUGACAAGGAUACUCCGGACCGCUGGCACAAUCUAGCCAGGGCAGUUGGAGGGAAAACUGUGGAGGAAGUGAAGAUACAUUACGAGAAUCUUGUCGAAGACAUCAAGCAGAUUGAGUCCGGCCAAGUUCCCUUACCCCCUUACAAGAAAGCAGGAGGAAGCAAAGGAUACAAUUACAUGGAUGAAGAACAAAGGAUGAGGAAUCUCAGGCUUCAGUGAAGUAUGAACCAGAACCAGUAGAAACAAAGAUCUUAACCAUUAAUAAAUCAAAUGCAGCCCUGCGCAACAAACAGCGAAUAUGUUGCUCUUAUGUCGUUUUCAGUUCCUGAUCAAAGUUGUACCUUCCUAUAUAUACUUCUUUCCUGCAUGUUGCUUCGUUAAAUGUACCGUGUAUAUGACUCAUAACUCAUAUAGCAUUGGUAUAUGACUCAAAGUUCCUUGUAUGCUCCUGUACGUUUUUAAUGAA